Prunus armeniaca (apricot) is the source of this 492-nucleotide messenger RNA. NCBI's taxonomy places the organism in Eukaryota, Viridiplantae, Streptophyta, Magnoliopsida, Rosales, Rosaceae. The record is from the annotation of a GenBank genome assembly.
AUGGCCUAUACUGAUCAAACUAUGCCUCUGACCUCUAAAGGCCUCCUUAUCAAGUCUUAUCUCUCACCAUUUUACAAAUUUUUAUGGGACUUUAUCCGUCACAAUGUUCUCCCCACUGGAAACAAUUCCAAUCCCACUCUGGCUGGCUGUCAACUCAUGAUUUCAAUGUGUCUCUGUGAGAGCAACCAAGUGGCCUUUCUUGAUUCCGAUCAGUGGAAUCCACCCAUUGCUCCGUUUGGCAAGGCCUCUGCUGCCCUUAGCCAAAAGGUGUCAAAACCCUUCCUGACAUCUGUGUCAUCUACUUCUGAAAAUGCCUCCCUCAGAUCUCAGCUUGCUGCCAAGGAGAGACACAUUCAACAUCUGUUAAGUCAAAUUCCAUCCUUUUCGGUUCCUGCUGCUGCUGCUGAAGUACAUGCUCAACCAACUCCUGCCACGGAGGACUCAGAUGACUUUGUAGAUUAUGAUGAAUUUGCUGAUUCUCUUGUUUUCUAG